UUUUGGUCUAAAAGGGAUAGUUGUGUUUUGUUUUGUUUUGUUUUGUUUUUUUCCUGCAAAAGGAAAGCUGGAAAAAUCAGCCCCCAAAACAGCCCCAAAAGGCCAGGAACAGCCAUGCGGAUGCCUCGCUGCUUGGAGGCUGGCACCUGGCACGUUGUUUUCGGUCUGAUUUCCAGAGAAACCAGGUGCGUGCAUCCACCCCCUUUAUCUCCUCCUCUGCCCGUCCCGCUGUGAUUGCAUCCCCACGCCUGCAGAAAGAACCGUUCCCACCGAGCCACCUCCCGCAGGCUGCGCCGGGGGCGCUCAGCCCCUACGAGACAUCAAAGCCUCCCCCAGCAGCGCUCGCACGCUUCACCCACAUCCUCGACCCGUGCGCCCAGCCCGUCGCCGUCCGGUUCCCUUCCAAAAUCCCACAGGCACCAACAAACGGUCCGAGCGGGACCCUCCGCAUCUGGGCAGCUCCUUUGGGUGGCACAUCUGGGCAGCCGUGCCUGCUGGCAGGCGGCAUCCCUCGUGGCGCUCGCCGCUUCGCCCCGGCGGGGCGCUGACAUCAGCGUGGUUUCCUGCCCGCCGUGCGCCUGCCCCGCGCCCCACAGCCCCGCGCCGUGGGGCAGCGAGCCCCACGCAGCCCCGGGGGGCUCCCGCUCGCGCCCCUCGGCAGCCGGCGGGAUGGAGUCGGUGGCCCUGUACAACUUCCAGGCGACGGAGAAGGACGAGCUGCCCUUCCAGAAAGGGGACACGCUGAAGAUCCUCAACAUGGAAGACGACCAGAACUGGUACAAGGCCGAGCUGUACGGCUGCGAGGGCUUCGUCCCCAAAAACUACAUCAAGGUCAAGCCUCACCCGUGGUACGCGGGCAGGAUCUCCCGGCACCUGGCGGAGGAGCUGCUCCUCAAGCGCAAGUACCUGGGUGCCUUCCUCAUCCGCGAGAGCGAGAGCGCCCCGGGGGAGUUCUCCGUGUCUGUCAACUACGGGCAGCACGUCCAGCAUUUCAAGGUGCUCCGGGAGCGCAACGGCAAGUAUUUCCUCUGGGAGGAGAAGUUCAACUCCCUCAACGAGCUGGUGGACUUCUACAGGACCACCACCAUCGCCAAGAAGCAGCAGAUCUUCCUCCGGGACGACGACCAGAGCCCCGAGGUGAGGAGACCCAAAUUUGUGCAAGCCCAGUUCGACUUCUCGGCCCACGACAGCUCCCAGCUGCCCUUCUACCGCGGGGACAUCAUCGAGGUGCUGGACUGCCCCGACCCCAACUGGUGGCAGGGCAAGAUUUACGGGCGCGUCGGCCUCUUCCCCCGCAACUACGUCCACCCCCUGCACAAGUGAGCUGCCCGCUGCCCCGCUCUGCACGUGGCCCCUCACCGUCCCCACACCGUCCCCACGCCCCGUGGGCUGCAGAUGCUGGCGAGGGUCCUCCCACGGAGGCCGUGCCAGCGGCGGAGGCCGUGCCAAGGGUGGAGGCCAGGCUGGCCAGGCUUCCAUCCCGAGGCUGCCCUGCUGCCAGUGCCGACAAAUAAUCCGGCGGGAGGAAGCGUAGGGCCAAAAAAAAUCAAAAGCAAAAUCCAAGGGGCGUAAAAACUUCUCUGGAGCUGCCGAGGGGAGCGGCUGGAGCCCAGCUCCUGCCGGGGAGGGAAGGCU
Oxyura jamaicensis (ruddy duck) is the source of this 1635-nucleotide messenger RNA. It is a transcript of the gene GRAP, whose product is annotated as GRB2 related adaptor protein. Lineage: Eukaryota; Metazoa; Chordata; Aves; Anseriformes; Anatidae. The record is from RefSeq and is a predicted model, not a curated record. The transcript has 5 exons. The coding region runs from base 670 to 1323 and encodes 217 amino acids. Gene Ontology annotation, molecular function: protein binding.